Messenger RNA from Hippoglossus stenolepis (Pacific halibut), 1628 nucleotides. Its product is annotated as jun dimerization protein 2. Gene Ontology annotation, molecular function: RNA polymerase II cis-regulatory region sequence-specific DNA binding; DNA-binding transcription factor activity, RNA polymerase II-specific. Lineage: Eukaryota; Metazoa; Chordata; Actinopteri; Pleuronectiformes; Pleuronectidae. Bases 249 to 740 code for a protein of 163 amino acids. The record is from RefSeq and is a predicted model, not a curated record. The transcript is spliced from 5 exons. Gene Ontology annotation, biological process: regulation of transcription by RNA polymerase II. Gene Ontology annotation, cellular component: nucleus.
UUCACCAUGCUUACGUCUGGGCCAGCAGUUCCGCAUUCCUCAGCCCUCACACACUGGCUCGCUACUUAAACGGGGCUGAUGCAACGACUCGGGUUAGUCCCAAAACCCACAUCCUGAGUCCCGCACCCUCCCCGCCGCCGCCGCUGCUGCUGCGGAGCUCCUGGACGCCUCUCAGCGUCCAAACACGGUUGCAUCAUUGACAGAAGACAACUGACAAGUUUUCUCUGACGGUGGUCGCCGGGUCGGACAUGAUGCCGGGACAGAUACCUGACCCUUCGCUGGCGGCGGGCUCCCUGCCCAGCCUUGGCCCGCUGGCGGGCAUCUCGGCCACCACGCUCACCGAUCAACUCAAGCUGGCUGACUUCCGCCAGCUGGGCACCAUGUUGUCCCCACUGCACUUCCUGGGGCGGCUGGGAAAGAGGCCGCUGGCCAUCAAGACGGAGAUGGAUGAAGACGAUGACAGGAGAAAACGGAGACGAGAGAAAAACAAAGUCGCAGCAGCGCGCUGCCGAAACAAAAAGAAGGAACGGACUGACUUCCUUCAGAGGGAAUCGGAGCGUCUGGAGAUGGUGAACUCGGACCUGAAGGCCCAGAUCGAGGAGCUCCGAAUGGAGAGGCAGCAGCUAAUGGUGAUGCUCAACCUCCACCGGCCCACCUGCAUCGUGAGGACCGACAGCGUGAAGACGCCUGAGGGCGAGGCCAACCCCCUGCUGGAGCAGCUGUCCAGCGACGACAACUGAAACCUGGGAAACCAGGGACGCCGUGUCCCUGAGGCCCAACCUUGCACCGCCAUGGCAGCCAUUCAAACGAAAAACAUAACUGGCAAUACAUUUCUAAAUAAGCACUUGAGCUCCGAGCUGGAGACUUUUGGAGACUCUGCCCGAGGACCUGGGGUUUGCAGGGCGUCCUCAGUACUGCUACAAGAGCUGGCUCUGUCCAUCGGACGACUGGAAACACCCGGUUUCAUCUCCGCAUCGAGAGCAGCUCACUGCACUGUGCCUAGUUGUUGCCAUCUCUACAUAAAGGGACCAAUCUAAACCAUAGAGUGUAACUGGAAACAACACUGAGGAAACACACUAAUAUCAACAUGGUGCUCUGUUACAAAAGCCCUGAGUGAAAGGUGUGCCGUUGUUUCUGUGCAGAGGCCCACAAAGACUCUGCAGUUUUCCUUUGUAUGCUAGCCGAAAUAUACAGGAGUAGAGUUUGUAGGAUAAAGUACACAAUACAAGUGUGGACAGAGUGGAGGUUGUAUGUUUUUGUAAUGUUGAUUUCUAUACCCUGCCUUGACGACGGCAGAUACCGGUUGAUCCGAUUUGUGGUGACGCUGGCGUCAUGAAAAGCACAUAUACACGAAAAAUGUUUACACCCUUGUUGUUUUUUUUGGGACUGUUGUCUGUCCAUUAUUGUACUUGUUUUAUACUGCUUUGUAUACGUAAACAUAUAUGAAAUGCUCCUUAAUCACUUGAUGUGAUUGGUCUUUUUCAAUCUUUCCAGUCUGUCUCUGUCACGUCGCGCUGUCAAACAGCUGUGAAAACAAGCAGCUCAGCAGUAUUUCAACGUCUGUAUCUGCGAUGUACGACUCUGUUAUCCUGAAUAGAUUAAAUUUAUUUUCUAACUACAAGAACGAA